Molecule: messenger RNA, 4010 nt
Organism: Galendromus occidentalis (western predatory mite)
Lineage: Eukaryota; Metazoa; Arthropoda; Arachnida; Mesostigmata; Phytoseiidae
Gene: Upf2
Product: UPF2 regulator of nonsense mediated mRNA decay
Biological process (GO): nuclear-transcribed mRNA catabolic process, nonsense-mediated decay
Cellular component (GO): exon-exon junction complex; cytoplasm
Molecular function (GO): protein binding; RNA binding
Source: RefSeq, a predicted model, not a curated record
AAAUCUCGGAGCGACUCUCAGCACCGAGAGAAGAAAACACUCCACUGAACUUCUGUGGUCUCCAAUAAUACUGUUCGGCUUGAUCUGAUAGCUGUGCGGAUUGAAUCACAUUGGAAGAUUGCCCCGGAUUUCCCGCGAAGAACGCAUGUGCUUCGAACACGAAUGGCGGAUGAGAAAGCUAAAACGGUGGCGGACCAAAGACUCGAAUUACGGAGAUCGAACCUGAACCCUGUACGCGCCACUGAGAAGGAUCUUGCUCUUCGAGACUCGAGCUAAAAAAAUACCGCUUUCGUGAGGAAAAUUAAAACCUUCAACGAAGCGCAGCUGACGUCGGUUUUGAGCGACAUAAAAACCUUGAACUUGUCGAAAUACAUCUCUGAAAUCUGUCAAGGCAUUGUUGAGGCCAAACUAAAAUUGAGCGAUGUCACUUCCCUCGUUCAGGUGUGUUCAAAGCUGCACAACGAGUACGGGGACUUUGCUCAAUGUCUUCUGGACAAUUUCCAAAAGUCGAUUGGCACGCAAGGCGUCAACCCGGCUAAAGCUCGCGUUGACUUGAGACUGACAGCCGAACUCCUCUUGUGUGGCGUAUUCCCCCUGAAAGAAGGUUUCCAAGUGAUGAAACAGUUCGUUCAGGAAAUGUGCAAUCAGAGUCAACAAUCCUUGAGCUCCAUCAUCUCCCUAUGCAAAACUUGCGGGGAUGAGCUUUUGGCCCUGGGGAGUCCCGGGAUCGAGAUUUACAUUCCUAUCGACAAACAGAAAUCUCUCCGGACGAUGAUCCGCGAGUACUUCAAGUCGAUUGGGCGGUUCGCCACUCGAGAGCACGGCGACCUUUGUACACUUCAGAAACAAUACCGGAAUGCCGUGCAGAACAAGGGAGCGGCCCCGCCCGAGCUCUCCGAGAAACUGGAAAGCGCUCAAGCAUCAUUCGCGAAACUGACCUCUUCGCUCGAGCAGUUGGCCGCGAUGCUGGGUGAGACCCCUCCACAGUUCGCAGAACCUGAAGAGCCGCAGGAGACAGAGGGUAUCGUGCAAGGGGUUUCUCAGGACACCGAACUAUCCGAAGAACCUCUCUGGGAGGAUGCAGACACGCAAGCUUUUUACGAGAAUCUCCCGGAUCUCAAAGCAAUAAUGCCAGCAAUUUUGAAAGAUAACGUAAAAGACGAGAAGGUGGGCACCUAUAAUAUAAUUAGGGGAAAUUCCAGCGAGGAUGGAGAUACGGAACAUGAAAAGUCAACGUCUCCGGCUCCUGAGGGAGAUACUGAGAAUGACGAAGACGUAGAAGUGAAAGCGGAGAAGGAAAUGUUGAAGGUCGAGACGAAACCUCAAUUGGAUUCGUUCCUAAAAGAACUUCUCAACUGCGUCAAUCGGGACACGAUCGAUCAGAUGGCCGAAAAGUUCUGCUUCAACCUCAAUACACGAACGAACCGCUACAAAUUGACUAGGGCUCUGUUCUUGGUGCCACGGACGCGGUUAGAUCUGCUGCCAUUCUUCGGCCGACUCGUCGCGAUUCUGAAACCAGUCAUGCCGGAUGUUGGCGAAGAACUCUGCACACUCCUGCUUAAAGAUUUCUCCUACCAACUCCGCAAGAAAGAUCAGAUGAAUAUUGAAACCAAAGUGAGUGAAAACUGUCGUUUUUUGGCGGAAUUGACCAAGUUCCGAGUGCUGCCAGCAUCCGAGGCCCUGCACUGUCUGAAACGGCUCAUCCAGGAUUUCUCUCAUCAUACGAUCGACAUGAGUUGUCAUUUGGUCGAGUGCUGCGGACGAUUCCUCUUCCUUCUACCUGUGAGCCACGGGCAAACCCGAGCUCUCGUGGAUCAGAUGCUCCGCAAACGGACCGUCCAGAACCUCGAUCCUCGACACCAACAGAUGGUCGACAACGCGUGUGCCGUAGUGACUUCUAUCACGGCACCGAGAGCGCCCAUCAAAGUGGUGAAGAAGCCCCCUCUCGAAAGAUACCUCCGUAAACUGCUCUAUCAAGAUUUGACGAAAAACUCCGUGGACAGAAUAGUCCGACAGCUCCGCAAGAUCGAUUGGACCGACGAAAGUCAGAUGAAUUUGGCGCUGUCUUUGCUGACGAAACCCCACGAGCUUCGCUACUAUAAUAUACGAGCUCUCGCGAAUCUUGUUGCCGAGUUAGCUACCUAUCAAGAUGCGAUUGGACCUCGCGUUUUAGACGCAGUCGUCGAGGAUAUUCGACUCGGUAUGGAAAUCAACGAUCCGAAGUUCAAUCAAAGGCGAGUCGCUGCGGUUCACUACUUGGGAGAACUGUACGACUACCGCCUCUCGGAAAGUGCCCUUAUCUUCUCUGUGCUCUAUUCGUUGAUUACGUUCGGAGCCGGAACGCCCCUCGAUCCUCCGGAGAACGUGUUCAGACUUCGGCUGGUCUGCGUUCUCCUGGACACGUGUGCGGUAUACUUCGACAAGGGGGGCUCAAAAAAGCGACUCGAUAAUUAUCUGCAUUUCCUCCUGCUCUACUUCUGGAAGAAGAAAGAAAAUUUCGGGGAGGGCUUCCCUGUGACCGUGGAGCUACUUCUUCGAGAGAGCAUCCAACCCCUGAGACCGAAAUAUCAAUGGCCAAAAACUCUUGAAGCAGCUCAGGCGGCCGUGGAGAAAUUAUUGAGUCAGGCCGUCAUAUCAAAAGCUCAAGACAAAGAUUCGCAGAAUAAUAAUGUGAGGGCUUCAUCAGUUCGAAAUCGCGGUUAUGGAGAUUUUUAUUCCCCGCAGAAUCUCCCGAACGAUACUGUCGACCAAAACUAUGACUCCGAAGGACUCUCAGACAUAGGAGAGGACGAGGAGGACGAGAACGACGACGACUUGGAUGAAGAGGACGAGACCGAGAGUGAAGAGCAGAAGGAGCCCGCGGAGGUUGUCGUCGAUGAGUUCCAGGCUGAGUUCGAAGCCGAUUUCGAAGAAAUGGUUUCUGACAGCUAUAACCAAAGAGCUCAUGACAAGAUCGUUCCUCAAGUAAAAGAGAUCAUGGUGCCUCAAGUCAACAACCAGAAGAGCUCUCAGUCGAGCGUAGCAGCAUCGACCGGCCAAAACGGAUCUGCUCCCGCCAACUUCAUGAUUCUGAUCCGAUCUCAAAACAAGAAUAAACCGCAACUCAAACAUAUCGAGCUGGAAGACAACAACGAGCUCGCGCUGAAGAUCGCUCAAACCCAGAAACGAGAGCGCGAAGAGAAACUCCGCGUGAAACAGCUCACGCUGAACAUGAACAUGAGACAAGAAGAAGAGUCGUGGCAUGAUGACACGCCCGACGGACAUCUUGUCGGACCCGAAAGGAAAUUCCAACAUCCGAAAGGUGCGCCGGAUGCGGACCUGAUUUUCGGUUCGAGUUCUCGACGGAAGUGAUGUUCCGAAUCCGCCCGGAGUGACGAACUUGGACGGGACCGUCGUCCCGAAGAAGAUUACCAUCAUUGAGUCUUUGACGCGUCGAAAUUUGAUCCCCAAGGCUUGACAAACAACAUUGACUAGACCGAGCGUCGAAACGAUAAGUGAGUGCGUCACGAGGACUCACUCGGAGCACUUGAACACAUCGACUCGCAGCCAGAUCUCGACCGACGUGAAGUCGAACGCGAAUCGAUGGCCUUCGAUUUCAUCCGCAGGCCUCAUGAACGACCCUCUGGGCUCAUCAUCCAGGUGACCUGGACUUGAUCAUGAUCAUGAUCAUGAUGAAUAACUUGAGGAGCACGAACGCUUGAAAAUCGAUGCAGUUCACUACAGGCAGCCGAAUCAGCUCUCGGGCCUUUCUAAGUUUUGAAAAUUCCUCAGACCAAGGGGUUUGUAUUCCGAAUCCUCAGACCGGUGACAAUGCGGAAGCUGUAUCGACGGAACGUGCACAGCGAGAGACGGGGAUUCAUUCAUGAAGUCGAGUUCCCUGAAGAGUCUCCGUCUGCUUCUCGUGCGCGAGGGAAGAAUAUUCCCCUAGGUUAUCGAUAUUGCUUUAUCUUCGACGGCGAUCCGGAGUGCGACGCUUGUUCACCCAAUAAAAACUUGUUCUGAUAAUGAGA